Molecule: messenger RNA, 1780 nt
Organism: Drosophila innubila
Lineage: Eukaryota; Metazoa; Arthropoda; Insecta; Diptera; Drosophilidae
Product: 2-hydroxyacylsphingosine 1-beta-galactosyltransferase-like
Exons: 2
Coding region: 29-1597 (522 amino acids)
Molecular function (GO): UDP-glycosyltransferase activity
Source: RefSeq, a predicted model, not a curated record
AUAUCGCGAUGAACGGACGUAGAUUAACAUGAAGACCACAAAAGUUGUGGUUGUUGUAUUAGCACUUUUGUUGUGCUCGCGAGUAACACAAUCGGCAAAUAUAUUGGGCAUAUUUUCGUAUACAUUUGGUACUCCCUAUUUGGUUGUAAAACCUUAUAUAAAAGCACUUAUUGCCAAAGGACAUAAUGUCACUGUGAUUUCAUCCGUCAGAUUCCUACCCGACAUUGAGGGAGUACGACACAUUCGUGUUUCAAAUCUAGAUCAGGCGAUAGAGGAUAUAAUGAAUUAUAAUUUUGAAUCGGACUAUCUUACAAACAAAUGGAAAGGAGCAUUGUUGGCGGCCGGUUUCUAUUACAAUACGACGAAUGCCAUUUUAAGCGACUUGAAAGUGCAGUCUAUGCUAAAGGAUGAAAGCGAGCACUUCGACAUGAUCGUCAUGGAUCCGACAUUUUCAGAUUCACUUAUUGGAUUUGCGGCACAUUUUGACGCUUUGCAAGUGGGUGUGUCGGCUUUUGGAUCCUCGUGGUUAAUUGACUAUCAGGCUGGGAACUCAGCUCCCAGUAUUUAUAGGCCAAUAUCACCAAUGGGAUAUUCCCGUGGUGAGGGCCUGGUAGAUAAGUGGAAUAAUUGGAUAAUGAUAGUAGAGGAGUGGUUGAUGGAGCGACUGGUUUACCUGCCGGUACAGCAGGAGCUGUUCCGACGUUACUUUUCAUUUUCAGAUGCUACGUUCUAUGAAAGACGCAGAAACUUCUCGCUGAUGUUAAUUAAUCAGCACUUUAGUCUAGGCCGCGUUAGGUCUAAUGUUCCCAAUGUUAUCGAAGUGGGGGGAAUGCAUAUGGCAGAGCCAAGCGUACCCCUUGAACCGGAACUACUCGACUUUCUCGAUGGGGCUGAGCAUGGCGCUAUCUACUUUUCCUUGGGCAUGGAGAUUUUGAACAAGUGGUUGCCCAAAAAUAUUGAAAAAAAUAUGCUGGAAAGCUUCUCCCACUUGAAACAGCGUGUCGUAUGGAAGCACGAGUUGGAUACGCUGCCUAACAAGUCGGAUAAUAUAUAUCUGACUUCGAUGACAUCACAGCGUCUGCUCCUGGAGCAUCCCAAUGUGAAACUCUUUAUAACACACGGCGGUCUCCUCAGUCUUUUUGAGGCGGCCUACGCGGCCGUUCCCAUGUUGGGAAUACCCAUAUUUUUUGAUCAGUUUGACAAUGUGGAGCGCAUGAAACAGGCAGGUGUUUCACGUACUAUCGAUAUUAAUAAGGUGACCGCCGAGCAAUUAACACACAACAUCAAGGAACUGUUAGAGAAUCCCUGCUAUGCACUCAAGGCUAAGGAAUUAUCUGCUCGAUUUCGUGACCAGCCGACAAGUCCGCUCGAGAGGGCCGUUUGGUGGACGGAGUAUGUUCUACGGCACAAGGGAGCACCCCAUAUGCGCAUGACCGAGCACGAGAUGGGCUUCGUUCCUUACUAUAGUAUUCAGUUCUUUUCGAUACUCUACGGACGCAUUGCAUUUACUGCAUUCAUAGUAUUCAUACUAACCUUCAUGUUUGUCAAAUGCGUCUUGAAGGAAUUUCGUCGGUUAUUUCGCUCGCCAAUUUCUUAAAACUGCGUUGUACAUCCCCAAAAAAAAACCGUUAUUCGCCACAAGUAAUAUAUAUGUACAUAUGUAUGUUAAGUAUAUUUUACGAUCACCAUCUUGAUAUAUGUUUUUGUGUUUGAGCUUUGGUGAAAUCAUUAUGCCACAUAAGAACUGAAAUCUCUUUCGACAAUAAAUAACCGCACUUAA